AUUAUCAAAUAUAAACUCAAGUCAACUCUCUGGUACCUUGCAUCUUAUUAAUGAAAACCAACCCUUCCAUCUUCUCUUCUCCAAAAUUCUUAAACAAACAGAUAUCACCGCAUCCAUCAAUGGCAAUCACACCUUUCUUCCCCAACAUCUCCAUACGUGUAACAGCCCCGAGUUCGCCGGCGAUUACCAUGAACUCUCUGGCGACCACCAGAUCCCUGAUACUCACAAAUCACCACGUCCGGCUGCAAACUGCAUCAAAUUCUCUGAAGAAAUUUAACCCAGUCAUCAAGAUUUUUGAGGACAAAGAGAGUGGUGUAAUAUGCUACAGAGAUGAGCAAGGGUAUUUGAUCUGUGAGGGGUAUGAUGAAGGGCCCAGAUUGCCCUGGCAACAACUAGAUGGUAUAGAGAUAUAGAUGGUAGAAUGCAAUCUCUCUCUCUCUAUCUCUAGCUGCUUUUCUUGUUUAUCUUCUCUUCUCCAUUGAUACAGUAAUCAUCAUUCUCAUGUUUUAUCUGAUACAUAAACUAAACAUAACAGCUUCAUGUCUAGAUAUCAAACAAAGCUAUUACAGGAACAGCUAUUUCAAUUUUCAAUAGUGAACCUGGC
Phalaenopsis equestris is the source of this 604-nucleotide messenger RNA. RefSeq lists its product as uncharacterized. The transcript is spliced from 2 exons. The coding region runs from base 51 to 413 and encodes 120 amino acids. Lineage: Eukaryota; Viridiplantae; Streptophyta; Magnoliopsida; Asparagales; Orchidaceae. The record is from RefSeq and is a predicted model, not a curated record.